Messenger RNA from Helobdella robusta, 2278 nucleotides. RefSeq lists its product as hypothetical. Gene Ontology annotation, molecular function: ubiquitin binding. Gene Ontology annotation, cellular component: cytoplasm; nucleus. The transcript is spliced from 12 exons. The coding region runs from base 104 to 2278 and encodes 724 amino acids. The record is from RefSeq and is a predicted model, not a curated record. Gene Ontology annotation, biological process: ubiquitin recycling; proteasome-mediated ubiquitin-dependent protein catabolic process. NCBI's taxonomy places the organism in Eukaryota, Metazoa, Annelida, Clitellata, Rhynchobdellida, Glossiphoniidae.
CUCUUCCAAUCAGGUGCUUGUUGAUGAGGAGGAUAAUGAUGAUGAGGAUGAAGAUAGAAAUGGCGAUGAUGAUGAUGAUGGUGAGAACGAUGAUGAUGAGAACAUGGCAGACGAUGAUGAUGAUGAUAAUAAUGAUCGUCAUCAGCAAGAUUCAAGGGUUGGUAGUUUGAAAUCAAGACUGCCUGUAUCAAUGGAGGUGAUUGAGAAACACUGGAAAUUGCAGAAGCUUGAAAACAGCAGCCUCUUACAUAGCAACAACAAGAACAACAACAACACAUCAUCAUCUUCAUCUUCUUCAUCAGCAACGUCAUCGUCGUCGUCAUCGCCGCUCUGGUUGAAUGUAGGUCAAGAGGGUAAUCAGGUCAAUAAUAAUAGUAAUAAUAAUAAUGAUGAUGGUAAUGGUGAAGAGAUUUCUGGAGAUGGCACAGUGUUAAUCAACAACAAUAACCCCAAAAACUCGACUACGACGUUAACAUCAAAUACACUGACCAUGUCCAGUGAUUUCCAGGCGAAUAACAACAACAACAACAAUAAUGGUAACAACAAUUCAUCAUCGAUGAUGUCAUCCCUGAUGAAGAAGUCAAGAAUUCCUUCUAAAAAUAAUCCACAGCCUGAAUUACAUGGAUGGCUUGAAACUUUUCAGUCUUGGGGACAUGCGGAAAGGUUACUGGCUCUUGAUGAACUUACAAAUCUCUGUGAUCAUACACAGGUUCGGCAUCUGAUGCAAGUUAUCGAGCCACAAUUCCAGAGGGAUUUCAUAUCAUUAUUGCCGAAAGAGCUGGCCCUCUACGUCCUAUCAUUCCUCGAGCCUCGUGAUCUCGUAAGAGCGGCCCAAACGUGUUCAUACUGGCACACCCUAGCUGAAGAUAACCUAUUGUGGCGAGAAAAAUGCCAAGAAGAAGGGGUCACAGAGUCUCUGGUCUACCAGGGGGCCCACAGGAAGAGGGGGGUUCAGAAUCAGGGAUGUGCGGCUUCCGGUACUUCAACGAAGACAGGAUCGUAUUGGAAGUCGUUGUACCUGAGGCAAAAACAAGUGGAAAAUAAUUGGAAGUACGCUGUUAGGUUGCCUAAGGUCUUAAAAGGUCAUGAUGAUCACGUGAUAACCUGUUUAGAAUUUUCAGGCAACAAAAUAGUCAGUGGCUCGGAUGAUAAUACGCUAAAAGUCUGGUCUGCCGUUACUGGGAGGUGCCUAAGAACCCUAACUGGCCACACGGGUGGCGUCUGGUCAAGUCAGAUGAAUGGAAACCUGAUAAUUAGUGGAUCGACUGAUCGUACGCUAAAAGUAUGGAACGCCGAAACCGGCCAGUGCAAGCAUACCUUAUUUGGGCAUACUAGUACUGUGAGGUGCAUGCAUCUACAUAACAAGAGAGUUGUGAGCGGCAGUCGAGACGCGACGCUGCGCGUCUGGGAUAUUGAGACAGGCGAGUGUCUGAGAAUCCUCAUCGGACACGUCGCCGCCGUGCGCUGCGUUCAGUUCGACGGACGCCGAAUCGUUAGCGGUGGCUACGACUACAUGGUCAAAAUCUGGGACCCCGACUCAGACAUGUGUCUCCAGACACUGGCUGGACAUAAUAAUAGGGUCUACUCUUUGCAGUUUGAUGGCACGCAUAUUGUUAGUGGAUCUCUUGAUACCUCCAUCAGAGUUUGGAAUGUAGAUACUGGAGUAUGCGUGCACACCUUGGUUGGGCACCAGUCACUCACUAGUGGAAUGGAACUUAAGGAUAAUAUUCUGGUAAGCGGAAACGCAGAUAGCACUGUGAAAGUUUGGAACAUUUCAACUGGACAAUGUCUGCAGACACUGCAAGGUAGUCCCAACAAACACAUGAGUGCAGUAACCUGCCUGCAGUUCAAUGGAAAAUUAAUAAUCACCAGCUCGGACGAUGGCACAGUAAAACUCUGGGACCUAAAAACCGGGGAACAUCUUAGAAAUUUAGUGUCUUUGGAUAGCGGCGGAAGCGGCGGAGUCGUCUGGCGAAUCAGGUGCAACAACACGAAACUCGUCUGCGCGGUCGGAAGUCGGAACGGUACCGAAGACACUAAAUUGCUUGUCAUCGAUUUUGACGUUUUGGACGAUAGCAGCGUAAGUAAUGGUAGCAAUUGUACUAAUAAUGGUCUGAUCAACAGCAACGGCUGCAUCAGUUAUGGUGACAAUAAUAAUAAUAAUAACGUUGGUAGUAGUGGUAACUUGGGAGGAGCAGCGCAGGUUGUUAACGGUAAUAAUAAUAACAAUAAUAAUAAUAAUAAUGGUGGUGGUAGCGGGAAUGGCGUCAAUCUUUGA